GAGAGAGGACGAAAGGAACGGCGGGGGAAGGCGUGACUGGCUGCGGCGAGCUGUCGUGGCGGGGAGCCGAGCCAGCCACGGUACGCGGCUGCGGUGUUGGCGCUGCGCUUGCCCGACGGAGGAAAGGUGACGCCAUGUUCUCUAAGUUGGCAGCCGGCUCGAUGGCGGCGGGCACGCCCGCGUUUUCCCCAAGCGGGAGGGAUGUCUACCUGCUAGGGGGAAGCGAUGCCCCGGCGGCGCCGUAUCUGGGCUUCGCUGCUGCUACUGCCAUGAGGACCCCUCUGCCUCAACCCCUGAACGUGCCAGCUAUGGUGCCGUUCAUUGCUGCACCCAAAGAAGGGAAAGGCAAAGACCUGACUCCAGCCCAGUCCUUCCUUGUCGACUUGUUAGCUGGUGGUGUAUCUGGUGGAAUUUCGAAGACUGCCGUGGCGCCUAUCGAGCGUGUGAAGCUACUGCUGCAGACGCAGGACAGCAACAAGCAGCUUGCUGCCGAUAAGAAGUACACUGGGAUCAUUAACUGCUUCUCGAGGGUGGCGAACGAGCAAGGUGUUAUGUCGUUCUGGCGUGGUAAUCUUGCGAACAUCAUUAGGUACUUCCCCACUCAGGCGCUCAACUUCGCAUUCAAGGACACCUACAAGCAGAUUUUCUGCCCGUACGACCCCAAGAAGGAGUUCUGGAAGUUUUUCGCUGGAAAUUUGGCGUCAGGUGGAGCGGCCGGCGCCACUUCAUUGCUCUUUGUCUAUCCUCUUGACUUCGCUCGUACGCGCCUUGCGGCAGAUGUUGGAAAAGGCGCGGAGCGCCAAUUCACGGGCCUGGGGAAUUGCAUCUCCACCAUCUACAAGAGUGAUGGUUUCAAGGGACUGUACCAAGGAUUCGGUGUGUCGGUGCAGGGUAUCAUUGUGUACCGCGCGGCGUUUUUCGGAGGCUUCGACACGGCGAAGAGCGUUUUCCUGACGGAUCCAAAGAACGCGCCAGUGUGGCAGAAGUGGGCUAUCGCCCAGACUGUCACAGCUGGUGCCGGCAUGGUGUCUUAUCCGUUUGAUACUGUUCGCCGACGGCUUAUGAUGCAGUCAGGUUCGGGCGAGCAAAUGUACUCCGGUACGCUCGACUGCUGGAGAAAGAUCAUGAGCAACGAGGGGCCGAAGGCUUUCUUCAAGGGAGCGUGGUCGAAUGUCAUUCGUGGCGCGGGUGGGGCGCUCGUGCUUGUUCUUUAUGACGAGAUUCAGAAGUCGGUUAAGGGCUAGGAAGUGGAAACGCACCCUGGGAAGGGGGUGGAACACAGGGCGGAAGAGGGGCGUAGGAAGACCGGAGAACUCUGAGAGAGAGAGAGAGAGAGAGAGAGAGAGAGAGAGAGAGAGAGAGAGAGAGAGAGAGAGAGAGAGAUGGAAGGGGUUAGCCUCGUUGACGAAGAGCAUAACCCCGAAUUGACCAUUUCCCCCCCCCCCCCAUGUGCGGGGUGGUCUUCUCGUUUCUAGUUGAAUUGUACGCCUCAUUAUUCUUUGUGGAAGCUAGUUCUUCUCUUUCUGUUUUCUGUGUUUUUUUGGGAAGUCUCUGGGGAUUACAUUUAGUUUUCUUCGCGUACUGGCAGGAGUUCUGCCAUGAACAAGUCUUCCCAGAAGUUCUUGCCUUUGAGUGGUUUUCUCUGCUCCGCAUGGUCUCCUACGCACUUCAGGCUUCUCAUUACAGCGAGUAUGUACGUGAGCACGCUUUUCCGUGCAGAGAUGCGUGUGGCAAAUUCGGUCAUCUUCUCUCGUCAUCUCUUUCUUUGAACGCGUCAGUUUCCAUCUGCAUCUUAGGGAUGUAGCUCAAGAUGUCAGUCGUUCUUGCUGUGUAGAAUGGCAACGCUCGCUCCGUCGGGUCACAUGUUGAUGCUUGGAGAGAAUCUGUCCUGCGCACCUAGCGAGGGACUCUUCCAACAGGGGAGGUUUUCUGGUUGGGGUCCGCUGUGAAUUAAUUAACUCGUUAGAUUCACGGAGAAUUGCGGCGUGGCAAAGGCAGUGCUAUCUGUACUUUCUUCGUCGUGUUUCUUGUGGAACACUACCGCGCGAGUGUUUCCCUUCAUUCGCCUGAGAGUGUGGGGCAAAGACGGCAGAGGCCGAAGCAGCGAGUUGAGGAUAGUCCAUGAUGGGGAGAAGAGAGCCCUUGGGUAAAGGCUGGUCGUCGGCUCGUUUCAUGCCUCAAUAGAGACUCUUACGUGAUUGCACUCCUUCAGAUUGGUGGUCGUCAGGUAGGAAGGGGGGCAGGGUGGUGGGUUUUUCCCCCAUUGCCGCGAGGUUGUAUGUAUCUGCCGCGCCCUCCUGACUGAGUGCGUGAUUAGAACACAUGGUGACGUAUAGCUGGUGUAUGGUGACAAUGGGAGGCCCUUUCUACCGGUCGUCCCGGCCUUGUUUAUUGUGAAGGCUACUUCGCAUUUCCCAUUUUAUCAUCACGAUAGUGCAUCUGUUUGCCUCCGUUGGUGAACGUAGAUCCCCGUUGUCGUUGUAUUUGACGACAAAUGGUUGUACGGUAAUCGGAGGCAGAGAGACAGCAGCAGAUAGACAGUGGGCUUGGGUUUAUGGAUUGGUUCGCGGCCCAAAUUAUCUUGUCCGAGCUAGUGGCCCCGGGUAGUAAAUUUUUCAAAUCUUGAAUUGAUGUAAUGGAGUGUGAAGGCGACUUCGCAUGUCCCUUUUUAUCAUUACGAUAGUACAUCUGUUUGCCACCGUUGGUAGACUCAUUGAACCCUGUGGCUGCUAUGUGUGACGAUCUGGUUGGACGGUUAGAGGAGGGAGAGGAUCAAGGGGAUUGCUGCAUUGGUUCGCGCGGCAGAGAUGAACAACUUUGUCUUGGUAUCCAUAACGGUGAGGGUGUGAGCGCGUGAUUGUCACCUGUCCUCGCUGUCCAAAUUUGAUGACAUAAUGGAGCAGUAUGGCGGUGAUGGUCUGAGAAGCGUGUGAUUGUCAUUCGUAUGGUGUCCGAUCUCCCCCUGGUCUGAGCGUGAUUGUCACUUGCCGUUGUUCGGUGUCCCCCGGCUAAAUGAUUUUCAAAAGUUUCAAUUGGUGCGAUGGAGGCGUUUAGCUACGACCACGUAUUGCGACUUGAAAACCGAAUGGUGCGUCCCAUUUUUCACAAAUUUUCGAUUGAUGUGAUGAACCAGUUUAGCUGCGGCUACGUUGUGACUUCCAAACGUUGCGGUGUGUUCCUUUGUAUAUGACGACGAAAGCAGUGUGUUGCUUUUUAGUGAAGCGUCUGUUUUAAA
This is a messenger RNA of Chara braunii, 3235 nucleotides long. NCBI's taxonomy places the organism in Eukaryota, Viridiplantae, Streptophyta, Charophyceae, Charales, Characeae. The record is from the annotation of a GenBank genome assembly.